This is a messenger RNA of Aspergillus calidoustus, 1461 nucleotides long. The record is from the annotation of a GenBank genome assembly. Lineage: Eukaryota; Fungi; Ascomycota; Eurotiomycetes; Eurotiales; Aspergillaceae.
AUGGUUGGAGUUCCGCGCAGCAAGGGCUGCCAGACGUGUCUUCAACGGCGCGUCAAGUGUGAUCUUACCCAUCCAGAAUGCCUUCAGUGCUCGAGACGCCUCAUGAAAUGCCCCGGCUUCGAGAAGCGAUGGAAGUUCUGUAACCAGACCUCUGGACUGAUCGAAAAUAAGCCUCGAGCUCGAUCCACACGCCACGCGCGACCGACCCAGCUGCGUUCUGCCCCGGUAGCGUCAUCGAAUGGCACGAUUGAUGAGCGCGUGGAGCCCAAUCUGGUGGUUCGGGCGUUUGAUCUGCAGGGCAAGGAGAUCUUCUGCAGCUUCCUGCUGGCUAGCUUCCCUGCCCAGUUUGCAUCCUGCGGAGGAAGGGUGGACGUAAAUUGGAUAGAUUACGCGCGCCAACCAGUCCUUGAUGCACCACAAGCUCUCACCUGGGCGUUCCGCUCGAUUGCGACGUUGCAUAUGGGACUGACGUAUCAUGACCCCGAAAAGAUCACCAGUAGCAGACACAUGUACAGCCAAUCCCUGAAAUAUCUCUCGGAUCUCGUCUCUCAUCCUCGGUAUCAGCGUGGUGCCGAGACUCUGGCUGCAGCUAUAUUGCUGAACAUUUAUGAAAUGCGAGAUGGCAUCAGCCCACUCUCUUGGCUCGCUCAUGCGCAGGGCUUGGCUACAAUUAUUCAACUUCGUGGCCCGGAAGCCCAUAGGACGGGAUUUGGAACGACUCUGCUCAAAUCCUGUCGGUCGAUCCUGGUGUCCGAGGCCUUUAUCCGCGGUGGGAGAUGUUUCCUGGAUAAACCUGAGUGGCAGACCUUCCUACGCGAAGUAGUCGAAUCAGAAACUAAAAGCUCCAGGGGCAGCAAGCUCGGCAUACUUGUCGACCGUGCUUUCAUCGAAGUCAGCUGCUGUCCGAGGUGGCUUAUGGAAACCAGAAUGCUCCUGGAAGCGCCGCUCGAUACCGCCCCAUCCACAUCGAUUCCUCCACUCGAGCUCUUGCGCAGAAUGACGCAGAGUAGAGAUACGCUCAGCAUAAUCCAACAGCAGCUAGAGAUUGCCCUUUCACGCCAAGGCACGCCAGUUAUUGAUACAUCAUGGGAGGAUUUCAUCGGCCCAAUAGCGUUCAACUUCAUCGGCGCUUUUGCCCAGUCGGCUAUGAAUGGGAUUCGAUUGGCUAUCGCGCUCCUAGACCACCUUGUUGGUCUAGUGCGGGCGCAUUUGCUUCUCUAUGAAGAUAACUCUGGCGAUUGUCUGUCAUCCUCCUCAGCGUCAGGAAGCCCGCGGUCUUUUAUCGUCAACCCCUGGUCUGAUCUGGGUUCGCACAGUGCGGCUUGGCAGCUGGAUUUUGAUCCGGAUUAUGGGUUGGGCUUGUUUUAUAUGACGAGGGAGACGGCUGGCUGGAUGGAUCGCAUGAUGAUGUCAAUGGGGUUGCUUGGUGUGAGGCCGAGAGGGACUCUUCCGACCUACUAG